CUGUACGCCGGCGUGUGGGGCAACCUGGUGGGGGUGGCCCCCUCCUCAGCCAUCUUCAUGGCCGUGUACGAGCCGGUGAAGCAGGCCGUGAUGAGGCGGGUGGGCGAGCAGCAGUCGUACCUGGGGCCGCUGGCGGGCGGCGUGGCUGCGGGCCUGGCCUCCUCCCUGGUGCGGGUGCCCACAGAGGUUGUGAAGACGCGGAUGCAGACAGGCGAGUUCACCCACGCCUUCACCGCGCUGCGCACGAUCCUGGCGCGGGAGGGGCGGCGCGGCAUCUUUGCCGGCUACGGCUCCUUCCUGCUGCGCGACCUGCCCUUUGAUGCCAUCGAGUUCUGGGCCUACGAGAUGAGCAAGAAGGGCUACCAGGCCACGGUGCUGCGCGGCGAGCGCGACCUGAACCCCGCCGAGCACUCUGUGUUUGGGGCGGUGGCGGGCGCCUUCACGGGCCUGGUCACCACGCCGCUGGACGUGCUCAAGACGCGGCUCAUGCUGCAGGGGGCGUCAGGCCAGUACAAGGGAGUGGUGGACUGUGCCACCAAGAUCAUCCGGGAGGAGGGGGCCGCCGCCAUGUUCCGGGGCUGGGAGCCUCGCGUCGUGUGGAUCGGCAUCGGCGGCUCCGUCUUCUUCACGGUGCUCGAGGCCUCCAAGCGCUUCUACGCGCCCAAGCCCGCGCAACCACCCAAGCCCUGCUGCGAGGGCAAGGGCAAGAAGGGCAAGAAGGAGGCCGGGGCCAAGGCCUGA
Messenger RNA from Chlorella variabilis, 741 nucleotides. RefSeq lists its product as hypothetical. The annotation marks the transcript as partial. Gene Ontology annotation, biological process: transmembrane transport. Gene Ontology annotation, molecular function: S-adenosyl-L-methionine transmembrane transporter activity. NCBI's taxonomy places the organism in Eukaryota, Viridiplantae, Chlorophyta, Trebouxiophyceae, Chlorellales, Chlorellaceae. Gene Ontology annotation, cellular component: mitochondrial inner membrane. The record is from RefSeq and is a predicted model, not a curated record. The transcript has 6 exons.